This is a messenger RNA of Tachysurus vachellii, 2292 nucleotides long. RefSeq names its product SURP and G patch domain containing 1 (gene sugp1). The coding region runs from base 100 to 1977 and encodes 625 amino acids. The record is from RefSeq and is a predicted model, not a curated record. Gene Ontology annotation, biological process: RNA processing. Gene Ontology annotation, molecular function: RNA binding. Gene Ontology annotation, cellular component: nucleoplasm. The transcript is spliced from 14 exons. Lineage: Eukaryota; Metazoa; Chordata; Actinopteri; Siluriformes; Bagridae.
CUAGUAAACCCUUCAGCUUACGGGUAAACACUUAUUUUCUCAAGAGACCCCGAAAAAUCGUUCCUCUUCAGCGUCACCCUGGCUUUAUAAGUCCUAGAAAUGGAGUCAAAUGAUGCAGCUCGAGGAGGCUGGAAAAGUAAAUCAGCUCACCAGAAGAGCAAGUUCAACGUUAUAAUGCGUCAGGAGGAGCUCAUAGCACAGAAGAAGAGAGAAAUAGAGGCCAAGUUGGCUGAGCAAGCCAAACAGAAUCUGUCGACUCCCAGCAAGCCGCCAGAAGAAAGUAUCCCUGAUUCACAGGCAUUGUCCUCAAACAAGUUCGUGAACGAUGGAAGCUUUCUUCAGCAAUUUCUAAAGAUGCAGAAGGAGAAAUCCAACCCAGAUUUAGCUUCCAGCAGUGACUCCAACAGGACCUCGUCUUCCUCACAGAGCCAGAAGAAAAACGUUCUGGUUGGGAAACGGCCCGGUUUGGGUGUCGGCAGCAUGCUUAAUCAAUACAAGAGCUACUCCCAGACCAAAAAGACGCCACUUCAGAUCCCCCGACCGAGCGUCUUCAGCUCACCAGACGAGGAUGAGGACGAGGAUGAGACCGACGAUUCGUACUACCUGGAGAUUAAAGUUUCCCCCCCAGAGGAUGAAGAUUUGGUCCGCAUCAUCAACCGGUUGGCUGCUUUCGUUGCCGAAGGCGGGCCAGAGCUUGAGAGGAAAGCUGUGGAAGACUACAAGGACAAUCCCAUGUUCUCAUUCUUGUUUGAGAAGGACAGCAAGGAAUAUCUGUACUUUCGCAAGAAAGUAGCGCGACUUAGAAAAGAGACGCACAGAUCAUCUACACCGUUUGAUGUCUCCCCCUCAGUGGACGAGGAAACAAAGAAGGUGGCGGAGAAGCUGGCCCGCUUCGUGGCCGACGGAGGGCCAGAGGUGGAGGCCAUCGCUAUCAAACACAACCUCGACAACCCCACCUUCAGCUUCCUGUAUGAUCACCAAAGUCCAGCUCACCACUUCUACAAGUCCAAAGUGGAGGAAUACCAUCAGUCCAAUAGCCAAUCUGCAUCACCACCCAGUGUCGAGUUUUCUUCAGGGACCAAGCGCCCGGGUACAACUCCACCAACUCCCUACAACCUCGGUUCACCCCAAACAGAGCAGUAUCAGGACGGAGCUACUGCAGGUGCAAAGCGCAAGAGGAAGAGUCGCUGGGGAUCUGAGGAUGACCGAGUGGAGCUGCCGGUUCCUUCUGUCGUCAUCCCUCAAAUGGUUAAGCCAGAUCCUGAUGCACCCGCGCUGUCUGAGCAGGAACUGAUAGGAUUGGGUUAUAAGAAAGGGAAGCCGGUUGGUCUGGUGGGGGUCACAGAGCUCUCUGAGGAUCAGAAGAAACAACUUAAAGAACAGCAGGAGAUGCAGGAAAUGUUCGAUAUGAUCAUGAAACACAAGAAGGCAAUGCAGGAUAUGCAGCUGAUGUGGGAAAAGGCUGUGCGUGAUCACCAGCACGAGUACGACAGCGACGAGGAGAUCGACAACAAGCACGGCACCUGGGAACACCGACUCCGAAAGAUGGAAAUGGAAAAAACAAGGGAGUGGGCUGAGCAGCUGACCGAGAUGGGGAAAGGAAAGCAUUUCAUUGGUGACUUUUUGCCACCCGACGAGCUGGAGAAGUUCAUGGAAACGUUUAAGGCUCUGAAGGAAGGCAGAGAUCCAGAUUACUCCGAGUACAAAGAGUUCAAGCUGACCGUAGAGAACAUCGGUUUCAAGAUGCUGAUGAAGAUGGGCUGGAAAGAGGGAGAAGGUCUGGGCUCCGAUAGUCAGGGGAUCAAGAACCCAGUCAACAGAGGCACCACGGCAGUAGAUGGUGCAGGCUUUGGAGUGGACCGACCUGCUGAACUAAGCAGAAAUGAUGACGAAUAUGAUGCUUUCCGCAAGAGAAUGAUGCUGGCUUACCGUUUCAGACCGAACCCUUUGAAUAAUCCAAGGAGGCCAUAUUAUUGAAGACACAUUGUACUACAACGGAUUUUUUUUUCGUUUGACACCUUUCCUUCAGUCUGUAGUUUGAAAUACACACCUGGAUAGCAUUUGUCAGAAGAUUAAAAACGUUCACUUCAGUCCUGCUCAACUUGCCAACUUGGAUACGGUUAAACAUUUUAACAUUACCCUGUAGAAAUACUGAAAUAUUAUGAAAUGACAUUCUUGACAUGAUCGAAACUCAUUACAAUAAUGAUACCAUUUAUUUUUAUGUUUGUUCUCAAAACAUUGAUUGAUUGUAAUGUGCUCUGACGUCCCAUUAAAGUUUUAUUGGUCCUCUAA